Messenger RNA from Doryrhamphus excisus (bluestripe pipefish), 2628 nucleotides. NCBI's taxonomy places the organism in Eukaryota, Metazoa, Chordata, Actinopteri, Syngnathiformes, Syngnathidae. The record is from RefSeq and is a predicted model, not a curated record.
UUGGGCGGGGUCUGCAAAACAACAGCGGCAGAUUCGAAGCGAGCAAACAUGGCGGCGGGUCGGGAUGUCGACGAAAACACACAAAAUAGAAGAAGCACACAGGUCUCCGUGGUGGUCCAUCAGGAUGAUUCCCAAGGAGGGUCCAACACCGUCCGUCAGCCCGUCAUCUUCAACCCAGACUUCUUUGUGGAAAAACUCCGCCAUGAGAACGCUGACGUUUUCCUGGAGCUGGUGUUGAGUAACAUCACUCGCCUCAUCGACCUUCCUGGAACCGAAUUCUCGCAGCUCAUCGGGGAGGAGGGCUCCAAGACUCCCACGGCUGGGAAUGGGGGCUUCUUCCGUUCCUUGAACUUCCUCAAACGCAAAGAUAAAGCCGCCAUGUUUGGUACAACCCUGUCAGACAGCUCCCUCGCUCAGAUGUACCAGCUCAUCGAAUACCUCAGUAAAAACCUGCACAUAGAGGGUCUGUUUCGAGUCCCAGGGAACAGUGUUCGGCAGCAGGCCCUGAAGGAGCUCCUCAACAGCGGCGCUGACGUGGACCUGAAGUCCGGAGACUUCCAUCCCAACGACGCGGCGACGCUGCUCAAGGCGUUCCUGGGGGAGCUGCCUGAACCCUUGCUCACGCACAGACACUUCCAUGCGCAUCUGAAGAUAGCUGACAUGACUUUGUUUGACGAGCAGGGCAACAAGACGUCUGCACCAAACAAGGAGCGUCAGAUUGAAGCCCUGCAGCUUCUCUUCCUGCUCCUGCCCACCGCCAACCGCUCGCUGCUCAAGCUGCUGCUGGACCUCCUUUACCACACGGCCAAGCAGCAGGACAAAAACAAGAUGUCCGCCUUCAAUCUGGCGCUUAUGUUCGCCCCGCAUGUGCUGUGGCCACGACACAUGACGGCCCAAGACCUGAAAGACAAGCUGAAGACGCUCAACAACAGCAUGGCUUUCCUCAUCAGACAUUCCCAGAAGCUUUUCCGGGCUCCGGUUUACCUGCGGGAAUAUUCCAGAGCACACUUCAUGAAGAGCACAGCCCUGAGGAGUAAGGAUGAUUUGGACCUGCUAGCGGUGAGCAACUCACCCACCCGGCGGGCGGCGUUGCCGCUCAAGAGGGCUGGGGUCCCGAUCCCAUCCGCCCCAGAGCAGUUCCAGUCUCCUUCUCAGCAGUACACGGAGGAGGCGCUGAAGGAGCUCUUUCAACACGUGCACCACAACAUGCCGGACUCGGCCAAAAAGAAGAAACUGAUCCGACAGUUGGUCAAACAGACCGCCGUGACCACACCCAACAAGGAGCACAGCCUCCCCCCUCCCAGCAAGAAGCACCCGCGGUCUCGCUCGUUUGGAGGACUCAUCAAGCGUAAAGCUCGUGCGGAUCAGCUGACAACAGAGCAGCGAGUGAGGCACGUGUCACCCGACGCCGUUGCCAGGGCAGCCCGAAAACACGGCAAGGAGAACAUCGUCCUGCCGGAGGUGAAAAGUCCGCUAAAUGGCGCCAUGCGAGGGAGGGCGGGGCUUGUGCUGAAGAACCCUGACUUCCACUUUCAUCGGGACAAAGCUGUGAAGCUGUCAAAGCAGGACACGCCCUCCAUCGCCAGGAUUUGCUUCUCGCCGCCUCACGAAGUCUCGCUGUAGAUCCUUGUCUUGCGGUUUUUCUGCGUCCUACCACGUAACAGUUUUAAUAUAACGUUACACCUGCCUGCCACUUAAUUAGGUACCUAUCAGCUAGGAUCCAGCUUUUAAAAAAAUAAUGUUGACGUUUGAGCUGUUUCUAAUAUUUCUCCACCUUAUAAAAAAUGACGGUACUUUGGGAUAUAUUGAAGCCCGUAAUUAAUUUAUUUCAGCAAAUAGGAAAAUUGGUCCUGUUUUUUUUAAGCAAAUGGGAACAAUAACAAUUAGAUGUCUUUUUAUUUUUAACAUGAAUACCAUCUUCCAUAAUGUGAAAUAUUUUUAUUUUAGUUGCACAGGCAGCCAUAACACACUAAUACACACUGUAGAUGCCUCACAUUAUGUCUAAUGGCCAGUAGGAGGCGGCCACUCGGUUGCCAUGACAACAAAAUUGCGGGUCAGAUCAUCCCGCGUAUCCACAAAGUAACAGGAAGUUACGUCCACUCUUUAGGAGACUUUAUAUGGAACAUGUUACUAAGUGUAUAUUGUUUACAUGUCAUUUUUUUAUUGUUUGUGUUUGUGUGUUCGUCCCGCCAUCUUGACCCGUUGUUGUUGUUCUGUCUUUUUUUUUCUUUAGUUCUUUACAGGAAAGGAAGGUUCAGGUUUUUUGAUAUAUAAAAUGGAAUUGGCAAAAGUGUUUCUAUGUGAGGACAGUGACUAUGGAGAAUAUGUCACAGUUAUUAUCAGUUAUGGAAGUUUGAAAGUGGCGUUGAUGUGUUUGUGGAACGUGAUCUUCAAGUGACCUUCCUUCCUUGUGUGUCGUAAGACAAUUCCACUUUGAACAUUUUUUUUUUAUCCCGGACUCGUGUGGGAAUUUGGUAACAUCCAAACUAAGCUUUAUGUGUUCUGUCGUGGGGAGAAACACAAAGCUAUCCCGAGCUGAACAUUUCUGGAUAAUGAGUUUAUUUUCUAAUGUUGCUGUAAUAUAACACGUUAGCUAGAGUCCACUUUGGAUUAAAACCUGUGGAUAAA